AUGACCGCUGGUCAGGUCGGCGCCGACGAGAGAGGCGUAGUCCCACAAGACAUCGAGGAACAGAUUCGCCUGGCCUUCACAAACCUCAGGAAAUGCCUUGAGUCGGUUGGCGCAUCAGUCACUGACAUUGUUAAGCUGGUCUAUUACAUAGUCGACUACGAUCACACCAGGAGACACCACGCAAGACCCCUCAUUGACUUUCUCAACGGACACCGGCCCGCCACGACCUUGGCCCCUGUGCCGAAGCUGGCCAAGCCCGAAUACAAGUUUGAAGUUGAAGCCUACGUCUCAUUGCCCCAACAGCCAUUGCAAGAGGUGGAUGUUGUCGUCAUUGGAGCUGGCCUGAGCGGCCUCAAGGCUGCGUACGAUGUGCAGCAGGCGGGGUACUCGUGUGCAGUGGUUGAGGCUCGGGACAGGAUAGGGGGCAAGACCUGGUCGACCGACCGCACGGAUGCCGGCAAGUUCGUCGACGUAGGCGCCGCGUGGAUUAACGACACAAAUCAGUCAGAAAUUUUUCGACUUGUCCAAGCUCUCGGGCUGGAGACAGUGGUGCAAAACACCACAGGAAAUGUGAUUCAGGAGGAUAGCGACGGCAGCCUAUCACAGUUCAAGUAUGGAAGCUUGCCUGAGAAACUAGUUGAAGCAAAUGGGGUCGAGAACAUGAUCAUCUUGCGCAACAAGGCCGAGGAGACUUGCCAGGCCCUUGACAUUCGCUCUCCGGCACAUGCUGGUAGCCACCUCGACAGCAUGACUUUCGAGGACUGGGUCAGGUCUGUUACAGGAUCGAGCGAAUCAGCCAUGGCAUCGGCCAGAAUCUGGACAAGAGCUAUGCUUGGUAUGGAGCCACGGGAAAUGAGCGCUCUGUUCUUCCUCAAUUACUGCAAAAGUGGUGGUGGCCUGGUCCGAAUGCGGUCGGAUCAAAAGGAUGGAGGUCAAUAUCUCCGUCUGGUGAAGGGGACUCAAAGCAUCUCCAGUGGUCUUGCAAGUCUGCUCAAACGAGGAACAAUUACACUGAGCUCACCCGUCCGAGCCAUCGAGCAGACGCAGUCGGCAGUAUAUGUCUCCUCCAGCAGACGGCAGUAUAUUUGCAAGCGCGUCAUUGUAUCAGUCCCAACGCCCCUGUACAAAGAAAUCACUUUCACUCCCCAACUACCCGCCGAUAAGCUCGAACUAAGUCAGCUCAAUCGGCUCGGCUACACCAACAAAGUCUUGGUCCGUUAUUCGACCCCUUGGUGGCGCGGCUACGGGCUUUGCGGCAUGUUGCAAUCUUUUGCAGGCCCAGUGACCGUCACACGAGACUCGAGCGUUGAUGUGCUUGGCCAGUUCUCACUGACAUGCUUCUGUGUUGGCGACUGGGGCCGCCAACUAUCGAAGCUCUCGCAGAAGAAGCGAUUUGAUGCCGUCGUGGAACACAUAGAGAAGACACUGGGAUCCGCUGGCAAAGCGCCACAGCCUGUGGGUAUUGAGGAGCAUGAGUGGCAAUUCGAUCAGUGGGCGCAAGGAUGCCCUUGCCCGGCCGCACCGCCUGGGGCUAUGGUUCGCCUUGAAAGCGCCCUCAGAUCGACGCAUGGCAAGUUGCACUUCGUGGGCACCGAGACAGCGUAUGAGUGGAAGGGCUAUAUGGAUGGGGCAGUCCGGUCUGGGGCGAGGGGCGCCGAGGAAGUUGUCAACGCUCUUGGCCAUGCCAGGCUGUGA
Messenger RNA from Purpureocillium lilacinum, 1695 nucleotides. RefSeq lists its product as uncharacterized. The record is from RefSeq and is a predicted model, not a curated record. Gene Ontology annotation, molecular function: oxidoreductase activity. NCBI's taxonomy places the organism in Eukaryota, Fungi, Ascomycota, Sordariomycetes, Hypocreales, Ophiocordycipitaceae.